AUGGAAAAAUUUGGUUUCAAAGAAUUUAUAUGUGUAGUAUCAGUGACUUCAAGAGAAGAAUUGGAUGAAAAAUUAUCAUGGGCAUUUAAAAUAUAUGAUCUUGAUAGUGAUGGAUAUAUAACAUAUGAAGAAAUGUCAAAAGUUGUUAAGUCUGUUUAUAAAAUGGUUGAGGGUAUGGUAAGAUUACCAGAUACACCUGAAAAACGUGUAAAUAAAAUAUUUACUAUAUUGGAUAAGGUGGCCUUUUAUUAG
This is a messenger RNA of Entrophospora sp. SA101, 252 nucleotides long. Lineage: Eukaryota; Fungi; Glomeromycota; Glomeromycetes; Entrophosporales; Entrophosporaceae. The record is from the annotation of a GenBank genome assembly.